CGGGGAGAUCAGCCUUAUAAUCAGUCUCCCCCUACUGGAGAAAAAUGUCGCAAGGUUGUGUAGGAAAUUCUGGGUUUGCGACCGUAGCUCUCGCUUUCCGGCCAAUACAGAGGAGUCUGAAGGCUGGUUGGGGCGGUGAGGUCCAAGGCAGCUUCUGGAAUUUCUGAGCAGUCUGGUCAGUACAAAAUGGAUCCUGUAGUCUUGAGUUACAUGGACAGUCUGCUGCGGCAAUCAGAUGUCUCACUAUUGGAUCCUCCAAGCUGGCUCAAUGACCAUAUUAUUGGGUUUGCCUUUGAGUACUUUGCCAACAGUCAGUUUCAUGAUUGUUCUGACUCUGUCUGCUUCAUCAGCCCUGAAGUCACCCAGUUUAUCAAAUGCACAGGCAAUCCUGCAGAGAUCGCCAUGUUCCUCGAACCCCUGGGCCUCCCCCACAAGAGAGUUGUAUUUUUAGCCAUCAAUGAUAAUUCCAACCAGGCAGCUGGAGGAACCCAUUGGAGUUUGCUGGUUUAUCUACAAGAUAAAAAUAGCUUUUUUCAUUAUGAUUCCCAUAGCAAGAGCAACUCAGUCCAUGCAAAGCAGGUAGCAGAGAAACUGGAAGCUUUCCUAGGCAGAAAAGGAAAUAAACUGAUCUUUGUGGAAGAAAAAGCCCCUGCUCAACAAAACAGCUAUGACUGUGGGAUGUAUGUGAUAUGUAACACUGAGGCCUUGUGUAAGAACUUCUUCAGGCAACAGCCAGAAUCACUGUUGCAGCUCCUUACUCCUACAUACAUCACUAAGAAGAGGAGAGAAUGGAAAGAUCUCAUUGUCAGUCUCGCUAAAAAUUAGCUUUCAAAUAUAUUUGUGACUUCUGAAGUCUCCUCUUUCUGCCCAUUCCUAUUUACUGGAUGGCUGCAAUCUCAGUGCCUGAGGGAAGAUGCCUGGUAGGAGGGAAGCUUGAAAGAAUGUCACUUUCUGCCUGAUCCUGAUGGAAAGUUUCACUUUAACCCUAACUUGAGAGUGUUCUAUGAAAAUGUCUCAGUUAUAUACAGAAACCUAAAACAAAACUAUGAACAUUUAUUAGUUCCCUUUUGGUUUCCUUUAUCCAUACUGAAUAUUCCAGAAGAAAAGCAGUGGCCUGUAAAACAAAUCAAGAAUGUAUGGCAUCUAGAUGAAUAUGAGAAGAAAAAUACAGAAAAACCAAAAACUUUUUGGACAGCCCACAUAUUUUAAGAGCUCGAUGGGCUAGACCAGACCAAGACCUAACCUCCUUAACGAUGUGGAUAUUGUGACAAUCGGUUACUCAGGUCUGUGAUAUCUCUCCCAUUCACCUUGCAAAGUCGUUCCUGGCUACCUGCUUAACCUUUGCAAAUAUUUGAUAAAGGUGAUGUUAUCCCACCUUCCCCCAGCUGAUUCCUGGAAUACUUUAAGGAACGGGGAUCCUGAGUAACUUCAUUAAAAUAAUUGACUGAUGUGUACCUCUUAAACUCUCUGUGGGCCAACUUGCGGCUCUGGAUUGACAACAGCUUUCCUUUGCCUUGUCUACUAGCUGCUCACACACUGUCCUUAUAUCUAAAGUUCUGUGGUUUUAAACUCAUAGCUGAUAACUUCCCAAGGUUACCUGUCAUUUCUGAUAAAUAUUUGCUUCUGUUAAGUAUUUUUUUUCUCUCUCUCUAAUCUUAAUCUGGCAGAAUUGCUUUCAGUUAUGUCAUGAUAAUUUCAGGACUAUUGUGUCCAAAAUUUACAGACUAAGUGUUGGUUUGUUUUUGAAAUGUAGAGGAGAAAAAGUGACCUUUCUUAACCCUUUCACUUAAUUCAAAUCUAAGUGAUGUAAUUUUUUAAUGUGGAAAUGAGUAAAAAGAAAUGCUGUCGC
Molecule: messenger RNA, 1849 nt
Organism: Condylura cristata (star-nosed mole)
Lineage: Eukaryota; Metazoa; Chordata; Mammalia; Eulipotyphla; Talpidae
Gene: SENP8
Product: SUMO/sentrin specific peptidase family member 8
Exons: 2
Coding region: 187-825 (212 amino acids)
Biological process (GO): proteolysis
Molecular function (GO): cysteine-type peptidase activity; deNEDDylase activity
Source: RefSeq, a predicted model, not a curated record